AGGCAAUACACGUUUUUACUACCGGGUCGCUGACGUCGGCGUCUUUUAGUCUGGAUGAGCGGAAUGGACAACAUGUUACAAUUCAUGAAACUUGUCGGACAGCUAAAACGCGUACCGCGAACAGGAUGGGUGUACAGAAAUGUAAAAAAGCCUGAGAGUGUGUCUGAUCAUAUGUACAGAAUGUCAAUGAUGGCCUUAACCAUACAGGAUCACAGUGUCAACAAAGAACGAUGUAUGAAGCUGGCUUUAGUUCAUGAUUUGGCUGAGUGUAUUGUGGGAGACAUUGCUCCAGCAGACAACGUUAGUAAAGCAGAGAAACACAGACGAGAAGAGGAAGCAAUGGUGCACAUCACUGGACUGUUAGAAGAUGGCUUGCGUGAAGAGAUUUAUAAUUUAUGGGAGGAGUAUGAGACACAGUCCAGUCCUGAGGCCAAACUAGUGAAGGAAUUAGACCAGCUGGAAAUGAUAAUACAAGCUCAUGAGUAUGAGGAGUUAGAGGGAACGCCUGGAAGACUGCAGGAGUUCUUCACCUCCACUGAAGGCAGGUUCCAUCACCCGGAAGUAUUGGGUCUGGUCAAGAGUUUGAAUGAGGAGAGGGCUCGCCACUUAGCUACCAAAGGAAAAAAUGAUGCAGAAAAAACCCCAACAACUCCCUCAUGACCUCAUUGUCUGUUAAGUAAUGAAGCUACC
Xyrauchen texanus (razorback sucker) is the source of this 690-nucleotide messenger RNA. RefSeq names its product HD domain containing 2 (gene hddc2). The transcript is spliced from 6 exons. NCBI's taxonomy places the organism in Eukaryota, Metazoa, Chordata, Actinopteri, Cypriniformes, Catostomidae. Gene Ontology annotation, cellular component: cytoplasm. Gene Ontology annotation, molecular function: 5'-deoxynucleotidase activity. The record is from RefSeq and is a predicted model, not a curated record. The coding region runs from base 55 to 660 and encodes 201 amino acids.